CGUCCCGAGAAAUCUCACCGCUCCCCCAGUUCCGCCAUGGCGAUCUCCAAGGUCUGGAUCUCGCUGCUGCUCGCGCUUGCCGUCGUCCUGUCCGCCCCGGCGGCCAGGGCGGAGGAGGCCGCCGCCGCGGAGGAGGCCGCGGCCCCCGAGGCCGUGCUCACCCUGCACGCCGACAACUUCGACGACGCCAUCGCCCAGCACCCCUUCAUCCUCGUCGAGUUCUACGCCCCAUGGUGUGGACACUGCAAGAGCCUGGCACCGGAGUAUGAGAAGGCGGCCCAGCUGUUGAGCAAGCACGACCCAGCGAUUGUUCUUGCUAAGGUUGAUGCCAACGAUGAGAAGAACAAGCCGCUUGCGGGCAAGUACGAGGUCCAGGGCUUCCCUACCCUUAAGAUCUUCAGGAACGGAGGAAAGAGCAUUCAGGAAUACAAGGGUCCCAGGGAGGCCGAGGGAAUUGUUGAAUACUUGAAGAAGCAGGUUGGCCCUGCUUCCAAGGAGAUCAAGGCACCUGAAGAUGCCACUUACCUUGAAGACGGCAAGAUCCACAUUGUUGGUGUUUUCACGGAAUUCAGUGGCCCUGAGUUUACGAACUUCCUUGAGGUUGCUGAGAAGCUGCGGUCUGAUUAUGACUUUGGCCACACUGUGCAUGCCAACCAUCUCCCACGUGGUGAUGCAGCAGUGGAGAGGCCAGUGGUCAGGCUAUUCAAGCCAUUUGAUGAGCUCGUUGUUGAUAGCAAGGAUUUUGAUGUUUCUGCUUUGGAGAAAUUCAUUGAUGCUAGCAGCACCCCGAAAGUUGUUAUUUUUGAUAAGAACCCUGACAACCAUCCGUACCUCUUGAAAUUCUUCCAGAGCAAUGCUCCCAAGGCCAUGCUCUUUUUGAACUUCUCCACUGGACCGUUUGAGUCCUUCAAAUCAGCCUACUAUGGUGCUGUAGAGGAGUUCAGUGGCAAGGAUGUCAAGUUCCUAAUUGGUGACAUUGAAUCGAGCCAAGGGGCUUUCCAGUACUUUGGGCUGAAAGUCGACCAGGCACCACUUAUCCUCAUUCAAGACGGUGACUCCAAGAAGUUUUUGAAGGAACAUGUUGAGGCUGGCCAAAUCGUUGCUUGGUUGAAGGAUUACUUUGAUGGUAAAUUGACUCCAUUCAGGAAGUCCGAGCCUAUUCCUGAGGCGAACAAUGAGCCUGUGAAGGUAGUUGUGGCUGACAACGUUCAUGACGUGGUCUUCAAAUCUGGCAAAAAUGUUCUUAUUGAGUUCUAUGCGCCCUGGUGCGGACACUGCAAGAAGCUAGCACCCAUCUUGGACGAGGCAGCUGCCACUCUUCAAAGCGAAGAGGACGUUGUGAUCGCGAAGAUGGACGCCACCGAGAAUGACGUGCCGGGCGAGUUUGAUGUCCAGGGUUACCCGACCCUGUACUUCGUCACUCCCAGCGGGAAGAAGGUCUCUUAUGAGGGUGGCAGGACGGCCGACGAGAUCGUUGACUACAUCAGGAAGAACAAGGAGACUGCUGGGCAGGCGGCGGCGGCGACCGAGAAGGCGGCGGAACCGGCUGCCACCGAGCCUUUGAAGGAUGAGCUCUGAGCAACAGUCUUUCUAGCAGCAGACAGGUAGAGGAUGGGGAAACAUGUUUUGGCAAGGCAGAUUCCAACGCCAGAUUUUGCGAGGGGGGUCGAGAGUUGGUUGUUGGAUGUGUUGGCCCCGGUUUUGCCUGAUACUGUAUCCCGUUGCGAGAAAUACUGUAACAAAUCUUCAGUCGUGUACUUAGUUAAAUUAUCGAGAAGUGACAGUUGAAAUGUUUGGUGGAGAGCUCUGGUAAUAAAUGGCACUUCUGUGCCUGGCAGAAUCAUCAUGCAUGUGCCUUUCGCUU
Messenger RNA from Hordeum vulgare subsp. vulgare (domesticated barley), 1864 nucleotides. Its product is annotated as protein disulfide-isomerase. The coding region runs from base 37 to 1578 and encodes 513 amino acids. NCBI's taxonomy places the organism in Eukaryota, Viridiplantae, Streptophyta, Magnoliopsida, Poales, Poaceae. Gene Ontology annotation, molecular function: protein disulfide isomerase activity. The transcript is spliced from 10 exons. The record is from RefSeq and is a predicted model, not a curated record. Gene Ontology annotation, cellular component: endoplasmic reticulum. Gene Ontology annotation, biological process: response to endoplasmic reticulum stress; protein folding.